Caenorhabditis auriculariae is the source of this 1452-nucleotide messenger RNA. NCBI's taxonomy places the organism in Eukaryota, Metazoa, Nematoda, Chromadorea, Rhabditida, Rhabditidae. The record is from the annotation of a GenBank genome assembly.
AUGUUGGUCCCGGCCUAUUUGUGCGCUCACUUGAAAGUCGUCAAUCCUGAAGCUCACUGUGUUUUCCAUGAGGUUUUUUAUUUUCCUGAAAGUCUUAUGUGUUCAGAUUUUUUCCUACUCAAUCACUAGAAAAAUGAGAAAAAGCUUCGGACUAAUGACCGAAAAUUUCUUUAAAAAUUCAGAGAAAUGGUGCGAAAUAGUUAUACGAAUGUAACAUAGCUGUACCGUGAAAGAGCUUUCCCAGUAUCAGCGCAAGAAGCUUGUUUUUCUAUGACAUUCUGGAACAAAUUUCGGAAAAUUGAUUCGACCAUGUUUUCAGAAAACGCCCCAGCUCCAUGAAUCUGCUCUCGGCGAUUUAUCGAACAGGACUUCUCUAUUGGAACACAUGUAUAACUUGCUUCACGAAAUGGAAAAAAAAGAUAUUUUUAGUCAAAACAUCGCAGAACACGAAGCUUCAAUCUGCCACCGCCUUCCCUGGUCGAGAUUUUUAAACUGGCGCGACUCUCGUUAUAGUUUUCUUUUUCCGCUCAUCUCCAUGAACAUCUUCAGACCUCGUGGUGAUUCCGGCCUUUUUCGCCCUUGUCUUGGCCCUCGGCUCCUUGUGUGAACUCGCCGAGCUGAACAUGUUCCGCGGCGCGAUCCGCGACCGCUUCAACGUCUUCGUCGGCGUGGCGCUCCUUAUCUUAGUCGCCGCUGGUGAGUCUGAAUAAUUCCAAAGUUUCAAUCUGAGCUCUCUCAGUGAUCCACAUCGACAAGACGCGUCUGGAGCAGCGCUGGCAGCUCCUCGAGCACGCCGAGUCCUUCGGAGGCGGAGAAAAAGGCGCCGAGGUCGAGACCCCGGAUUCCUGGAAGUGGAGCAUUGCUUUGUGCAUCGUGACGGCCUUGUUCAAGAUUACACGCAUUCUGAUUGAGCACUUCUUUGGCGAGGUAAAAAGGAAUAGAAAAGGCUUUAGUCGCGGAACUCGAGGUCAACUUUAAUCAUGGAAAAAGUAGAAAAAAGUUUUUUAUUGGUUUUUUUAAAUUUUUUGGUUCAACUGAAUCUUUUCAAACUUUUAAAAAAUUGCAAUUUAUUGAAAAACUGUCGAAAAAGAAGAAAAAAAGGUGGAUCUUGUUUGACUUCGAGUUCCUCGCCAAAAGCCGCGUCGCACACGCAACGCUUCACCCUUGUCAACCUACCCAUCUCGCCUUUCAAGUCGGGAAGGAUUGACAAUGAAUGUAAAAAAAUAAUAUCGUCACUUUUAGAGAUUUCCGAGAAAAAAAGAUAAUUUCAUGUAAAAAAAUGAUUUUAAUACAGGCUUAAUCUUGUUGAAACUUUCCACAAAAAGAAAAAAUCCGACUUCUUUGACCACGCUUUUUUUCCUUUUUUUCAACACUGAGCUCAUUUUUUUCCAGAAAAAGCUCGGCCUUGAGCGCUACCAUCAACUGCCGGAAAACAGCAACCAUUUGGGAUAG